UCACAUGUUCUAAUAGCAGGUCUCAGACUUGGUGACCCCUAAGCCGAGACCAGUCUGUCCACUCCAGUCAUGAAGACCUUCUCUGAGUAAAAAUGAGAAGAGGUGACCUGAAGAACUGAAUUUGGUCCUUGAAAAGAAAUGAGCCCCACCAGUCGUGCCACACUCAAAAUGGCGGAACCAAUAGCCCUCUCUGCGCAGAGUGACGUCGGCGUCAGAGGUCAGGCCGUACUUUCCCGGGAAAACAAGUCAUUCAGAACUUCAAUCUGUGCAGCAAUGGAGAAGAUAACGGAGAGCUUACUGCUGGAGAGAGGAUCACCGAAAACAAGCAAGCUGGAUCGGAUCAGGACUCUGAAUCUCUCUCAAAUGGGGCUAAAGAGCCAGGACCUGCCCGUGCCCUUGCUGUCCAAACUCCUAGGUCUGGAAGAGUUGAACCUUUCAGGCAACAGGCUGCAGGAGCUUCCCAAAGGACUUUCUCUGCCCCGCCUGAAGCUUCUCGAUUGCUCCAACAAUGACAUGGAGGAUGUGACCUCCCUAGAGACUCUGAGUAGCCUGGAGGAACUUCUGCUAGAAGACAACUUCUACCUCACUGUUAAUGAUGAGCACAAAGUGAUGUUCCUCUUGCCCAAGUUGAGGAUGUAUAAUGGGAAGGACAUCAGUUCAACAGCCAAUCGCAUCCGCUACAUCAACAGUGAGAUUCUUAAGAGGCGGGUGAUUGGGGUGUGGGAAAAGGACUUCAGUCUGCCUGAUCCACUGACUGCACAGAGCCUCCGUGCAGUUGAGAAGAAAUUUGUGAAUGCAGCCUGCUUCCAAGUCAAAUACGGUCCCAGCUCUUUAAGUGACUACACUAAGUGGAGGGUUGAGAUGAUUGCAAAGGAAUACCUUAAAUCGCUUACUGACCCUAAAGAGGAGGGAGAAGAGGGAACACCAGAGACACCUGUUAAAGACAAUGAGACAGUUCUUUCUCCUUCCAAGAGGAAGCACUGUGAUCUAGGUGCCAACGCUGAGACAGAAAGCCCUCAGAAGAGAAGGGCAAAAAAUGAUGCAGCUACCACUGCUGUGGCGAGUCCAAGAAAAUCCACCCGAGUACAGAGCACCGCUCAGAAAUCCAACCCGGGCUUAUGCAGCCCAAGAACUACUGUAAUGAACGUUGGAGCUGCUCCUGAGCCAAGUCCGAGAAAAUCAAACCAUCUGCAGAACACUCCACAAAAAACAGUAAAUACCACUGCAGGUCCCAGAAAGGCACCUGGGACUCCCGCUUCAAAGGGGGCUAAAGAUCAGCCUGCGAAUCAACAGAGCAAGCAUACCACUACUCCCAAAAAGGAGAGUAGAACACCCAGGAAGGCGGUCAAAUAUGAAAUUCCACGGGAGCCAGCCAGUCUGCAGCCACUUCAUGUCCUGCAAUGUCACAGUAAGGAGAACAGUCCAGAAGACUUCAGCACCCAGCUGUGGGCCUGUGCCUUUGAGCCUAUACAGAACAGCAGUGAUGCCAGUGGCUGGGUGUGGACAGUGGCUACUUGUGGAGGGGAGUCUGUGUGUGUGAUAGACUGUGAAUCUGGGCACGUACUGAAGAAAUACAAGGUCCCUGGUGAGGAGUUCUUCACGUUGGCAUGGACCACGUUAUUGAUGUCGAGAGAGGGAGGCUGUGCCCGCUCCUGUAGCAUCCUGGCGGCAGGAGGGAAGAGGGGGAUGGUGAAGCUCAUUCACCCCAGAGUCAAUUUGGCAUACGGAGAGUUCCGUGCCAGCCGCCGCGCCAUCGCUGUCCUGCGCUUUAGCCCACGUCACCCCAGCUUUCUGUUCACUGGCACAUACGACAACAAGAUUGUCAUGUGGGACAUUGGAGGGCUGGACCGUGACUACAAUUUCAAAACUAGUCAGCUGCUAGUUCUGGAAACCGGCUCCACUCCACUACAUCUCUGCCUACCGCCCUCCUCCCCGGACACACACCUCAUCUCUGGCUGUGAAGAUGGCCUCUACAGCUUCGACAUCCAGCUCAGCAAAAACACACAGAAGAGGUCAGAAGAGAUGGAGAUUGUAUUUCCUGUGUACAAGAAAAAGGACAAGAAGGAGGAUUAUCGCACUAUUGAUGGACUCAGCUUUCUAACAGAUGACAUAGUAGCAUCUAAAAGCCAUAUGCAGGGCUCUAUCUAUCUGUGGAGCUGGAGUGGUACAAGGGCUUUGCAACAGGGGAAGAAGAAGGUAGUCUCUGCUGUUAUCCUAGCUGAGCUGCAAUGGUCUAGAACUGAUGUCCCAUACCUGUCUCUAAACACCUGCCCAGGCUUUGGCUAUGUGGUUUGUGGAGAUGAAAAUGGAAAAUUAUGGACAUACCACAUCACAGAUCUUGUCAGGUCCAACUUCAAGAGUGGAAAACCAAUUGCAGCCACAGAGGUGCUGGAGUGGCCGUCUUUGGUCCGACCUGGAGUGGGCCCAGUCGAGGGGCCUACCAUCAAUAGCGUUGCCAUGGAUCCCAAGCUUCAUUAUUUGGUUGCCCUUAGCGACAAGAACAUGGUGGUGGUUUGGAAGAGAGUGACUGAAUGAUUAAAAAAGAAAUUGAAAGAGAGAUCCAUCCUUUUGCCGUUCAUCUUAAAACACGUUCAUCUUACAGAUGAACCGAAGUCAGCGCACACGGGCCAUGGCAGUUACGUGAACAUUUUUCAAGGAGUGGACUUCUUAAGGAAUUAAGAUUUUUUUUUUAUUGUUGUUCAAAUGCUCAGCGUUGCCAGGAUUGUGUGAGUCUUAGCAGUGGUCGUUGCUCAUCUGGAAUCAGCAUUUGAAAGCUCAUUCUAGAUGAAGGUGAAAUACUGGAUAGUAUUUACUUUUACAUAUUCUUUUACUGCCACUAGUAUGACUUGUUUCUACAGAACAUCAUAUUGUGCUGAUGUGCAAUGACUGUAACUUGUUUUCCUUCUGGAAAUAAAAAAAAAAAUGGCAAACGUG
Pygocentrus nattereri (red-bellied piranha) is the source of this 2934-nucleotide messenger RNA. RefSeq names its product leucine-rich repeats and WD repeat domain containing 1 (gene lrwd1). Gene Ontology annotation, biological process: chromatin organization; establishment of protein localization to chromatin. The record is from RefSeq and is a predicted model, not a curated record. The transcript has 17 exons. Bases 139 to 2535 code for a protein of 798 amino acids. Gene Ontology annotation, molecular function: protein binding; chromatin binding. NCBI's taxonomy places the organism in Eukaryota, Metazoa, Chordata, Actinopteri, Characiformes, Serrasalmidae. Gene Ontology annotation, cellular component: nuclear origin of replication recognition complex.